AUGCUCUCUCACAUGCGGUCCUCCUUCCUUGUGCUUCUAUUGCUGUUUGGCUCCUCCUGGAGUGAGCCCAACCCGGCAUCUUCAAGGAUGUGUUCAGAGAAAGACGGCAAGUCAACGAAGUCCGUGCUGCUGGUCCAGAUGGCGAUUGCCCCGCUGCGAUCGAAGAUGAACAGCACAGCACAGACAGAGGAGAAUCAGAGUCAACACCACGAGCUUCUUUCUGCCACGCGCUCGAAGGAAAGCUUGGUACAGGAGUUCUCCGGACGACUGGCCACAGCGCUUGGGGUCACCGAUAUCAUCAGCGUGUGUGUUCUUGUGCUGGUCUUCCUCCUGGCACUCUACUUCGUUUGGGGUGGCAGCUGGAACAAGUUGGAAGAGAAUCCAUAUGGCGAGCUGAAGAACACUGGCAUGCGUGCCAGUCGAGAAGCCAAAGACAAAUUCAAUCAGUGGCAAGCAGCACAGGAGCACGGUUCCCCAAUGGGUGCCUACAGCCCUUCACAGGCGUCAAGUGAGGCUUUCCCAACAUCUCCAGCUGAUGGAUCGCGCAGACAACAGAUGAGCUGCUGCUGA
Messenger RNA from Symbiodinium sp. CCMP2456, 570 nucleotides. Lineage: Eukaryota; Dinophyceae; Suessiales; Symbiodiniaceae. The record is from the annotation of a GenBank genome assembly.